AUGCCACAAGUUAACGAUAAACAAGAAAUAGUUGGAAAAAACAAUUUAAUUAACAAUUGCGACAAAAAACUGCGAUACUAUCCGUGCAAAUAUCCCGUUCCCAAGUUUACGACAGCCUUCCUAUUCAGCCGAUGUCCGAUCGACAUCACACACGAACAUCUGCUCAGGCAAUGGGCAGACAAACAGUUUAGGGGAAGUCAGAUAUCGGCCAAAAUCUACGGGAAACUGGAAUCGGUAUCGUUGAUGCCGGCAUUCAUACUGCCCUACUGUCCCCGUGUGGAUAAAUACUAUACUAUGGUACAGAUGUUUAUGUAUUUUUUCAUACUCGAUGAUCACAACGAAGAAGAUUGGGGUCAGGCUAUCGAUUUGGUCAGUUGUCGCCGGGUAUGGGGUCAAGUGAUGGCACUGUUAAGGUCAAUCGGUACUGGCCGAUCGGCCGGGUAUUACGACCAAUUUCGGUCGUACGUUAGGAGCGGUUACGAAAUAUUUUACGAGAUUUACAGAUCGUAUAAUUCGGAUCAAUGGUUACGGUUUGUUCAGGUAUGGGAUGACUACUGUGCCGGCAAUGUCGAGGAACGGCAACUGUUUGACGAUAGGCACGGAUCGCCAGUUACGUUGAAUGAAAUACUUGAAAUACGUAAAAAAGCUGCCGGUGUUCGCACUUGUUUUGUUGUAUUAGAGUACUUACACGACUAUGUAUUACCCGAAACCGAUUGGCUCGACCCACGGCUACAACAGCUUAUGGAUCUAACUGUUUUGCAUAUACUCUAUGUUAAUGAUUUGUUUUCGUUUAACAAAGAGUUGGUAUCAGUGGGCAAACUGUUGGCCAAAUUGUCAACCGAUGGUACCAAUGGUUUAGAUUUAGUGGAUAUCAAUGAUAUCGACGAGUCGACUAUUUUGCGACAUAUGUAUAGCAAUACAGUUGCGGUGACGGCAGUUAACGAGGGCUGUAGUAUUCAAGAGGCUAUGCAAACAAUCAUUGAUAAAGUGAUUGAAUGCGAAUUGGAUAUCAUUAGGAUUGCCAAACAAUGGAUAAGUCCGGUAUCGGGUCAUCAACAACAACAAGAGUCCCGUUCCUGUCCCGUAGAUCCAGUGCCCUGUUGUUGGCAAACCAAAUCGUUUAUACUAUCGCUGAUAGCCCAGUGUUCGGGUAAUUAUAAGUCAAAUACGGUAACCGAUCGCUAUAUGGUUGUCGGCAGCACUAAAACCAUUGGCCAACACUUGACUUGGGAUUGA
This is a messenger RNA of Oppia nitens, 1236 nucleotides long. RefSeq lists its product as uncharacterized. The transcript has 3 exons. The record is from RefSeq and is a predicted model, not a curated record. Bases 1 to 1236 code for a protein of 411 amino acids. Lineage: Eukaryota; Metazoa; Arthropoda; Arachnida; Sarcoptiformes; Oppiidae.